AUGUCUCUUUCCCUGGGUUGUAGGGAUGAUUCACUAACUCCUGUUCCAAGAAGCUCUGGGGAGACUGCAAGUAAUGUGUACACAGUUGAGCAGUACACAAAACUUCUUUCCAAAUACGAGGCGGCUCGGCGUCACAUUGCUCAACUAGAGGGAAAGGUGGCAUUACUACGGCAACAGUCAAAUAGUGGGGGUGAUAAACAACCUCUCUCACCCAGGUCACAAGGCUACGGAUGUGGGACGGAAUACACUCCAUCUAGGGAGGAGUUUCAGCAAGUAAUAGAUUGGAACAAGGAACUUGUCAGUACCGUGGAGACGCAACGGUGUGAAUUGGUGAGAAUGGAUACCGAAAAUAAAUUGCAGGUGGUUAUGUUGAACGAUGAGCUGAAGAGGCUGCAGGAGACGUGUGCUCGGCUUCAGCAGGAGAAUGACAGACUGAAGUCAAGUGUUGUUGACGACAUUCUUCAACGGCGUCGCAAAGCUCGCGCGGAGCUGGCAACAGAAAGGUCCAGACGCAUUUGUGUUGUCCGGGCUGCCGGUAGAGGCCGACUGGAGCAGCUUGAAGGGGUACUGAUGGCGUCGCAUGACGACAUGUAUUUCCAACCUCGCUUCGACUCGUUAAGGCUACCGUUGCAUGAUGCAACUUUCGUCGUUCACACUGUGGCCAGUGUAACGUAUCCCCUCCGAGGGACAGAGGGUUUUACCAUGGGUGUGUACCAUGAACUUUUGAAGGACCUCGCGGUGAAGCACAACGGCCAUCACGUUUGCUUCGAAGGACACCUUCAGGUGUUUGUCUUUUAUUGUGCAACUCACGCCCUGAGGUUUGCGGGGGAGUGUCACUCGGCCCUUCUGAAAGUUGACUGGCCAGCGCGCACAAUAAAGAUCCCUCACUUUGCACCCGUCACGGACUUUGGUGAAUUGAUUUACAGUGGCCCACGCAUUCACACGUGCCUGUACACGUGCAGCCCGGGGGUGGAAGUAGAUCCAAUCACUGGCUCCUGGUUGUACUACGGAAAGGAAGUUCGUGAUGCGUUGGUGACAACGCUUGAGGAAGCACCAGUCGGCGAAAUUGUAGCCAACAAAAAGUGGUGUUCAAUGUUCUCGAGGGAGCACGACAUCACAAACGAGACGACCACCACGGAUCAUCUAACUAUUCAAUCCGUCCGAGCAAAAUUAGGCGCCCAGUGGAGUAUCGUGCCCGUAAACGAUUCUCCCAAUGAACUUUUCUGUUCCAUUCUUCCCGCGUUCCUGGAACGGCGCCGCGGAAUACCGCCGUACAUGGUUGACCCAGUACCUCGUUUUGCGCGUAAAAUAAUAGAUGUGAAGGAAGUUGUGCCUGACGUCAUCGGGGUAAUGAAGGGAGUCGGGCCCGUGAGUUUGGCAGGGGCUACUCAGCAGGGACAACAACCCGCACCCGCCAAUGGUUGGGUGGAUCAUCUCAACACCUUGUCCCCUAGUGAAGAGGGAGUAGGUGAUAAGGUGCUCUCACUACUAAUAAUGAAGAACGAAAAGGAUAGGGCUCAGCACGAGUGGCUUAAACUCCAGGAAGUAAGUGCCUAUCAUGAAAGAGUUGCCAUGGAGGGAGAAGAUCGAUACAUCCAUCGAUUUCGGCCGAUUAUGCCGGGGCAACCUUGUUUCGUAUGCACGGUUGAUAUUGGCGAAAACGAGGCGUGGCAACAAGUCAUUGGUGGAAAGCUAAGUGUUAAUGAAAAGCUUGACUUACAUGACCGGCUUCACUGUGAGGUAGUGGCGUGCGGAGAUAGAAACGACGGACUCUACGUGAAUGGAAACAGUCGCGAUGUGGUGACAUUUGCAUUUCACCAGGCAUGUCAGGCCCUUCGCUUCGCAGCCCAGGCGUAUGCGUCUGUGAGCAAGUCGUGUGAACUAAAGAAAACAACAACGUGUAUUGUACGGGCAGGAAUCGCCGUGGGAGAGAUUCAUACGAUAGGUCAUGGUUCCAGUAGGGCAUUGAAGGGCCGCACCAGUGAUGAUGGUGAAGCCGGUAACACUGGAUCAGGAGGAAGGAUGGGCAGCAUGAGGUUAUGCGCGGGGGUGGCAGUGACCCUGUCAGCCAAGUUGUGCGAUAUUGCCCGCGGCGGUGAAAUUAUUGCCUCGGCAGGUGUAGUAGACAGCUUCUACACGAAAAAGUCUAACGUCAUAAGUGAUGAAUACAACAUUCUACGCUACGGAGUGCGAUUUCUCGGAGAGGGCUCAACCCUGACAGAUAUCUACUCUAUUUUGCCCAAGGAAUAUGCCUACCGUCGCCAACAGCAAAUGGGUGACAAACGCACGGUUCAGGGUGCUGGUGAGGAAAAAAUGUGGCGCUCACAACGAUCCGUGAAGGAAGAGCUGGUGUUUAAAAGCCCGCACAUCCGGCGGGUGGAUGUACAGCACAUGUUAGUGGAAAAGCAGGGUUUUCUCGAACGCAACGAGGCAGCAAUGAUGGCGUUGCACGAUGCGGCAUGGCACGUCAGCGUCAGGCAGGCAAUCCGUGUGCCAUGGUUGUUUACGCAAACAUCAAGAGAUGCUACGAAAAAGAGAAAAUUGGGCUUUCUUUUCUGCGCCGCUGCGGGUCUAAGCGCACUCUCCCGCUUAGUAACAAAUGAGUUGUAUAAAGAACUCUGUGGGCAGUAUAACUCUACGGUGCAGGAGGUCGCAUUGGCAAAUGAUGGAUAUGUUGUCAACACAGACUCCAUUUCGUCGUAUAUCAUUGCGUUCAAUGAUGCUUUCCGUGCGCUGGAAGCUGCACUGCAGAUUGAUAGUAAGUUGCUGGCGCUACAGUGGCCGGAGGAGAUUCUUACACUGGCACCGACGCUGCGCGUAAAAAGUGCUCGCACAGGCGUUCUUCUCUUUAGUGGAAUUCGUGCAACGACGGUGGUGCAUGCUUCUGACGGAUACGAGUGGAAUCGUGUACAAUCUAGCACAGGGGAAGACAGUGGUAUUGAAAUUUCUGGCCCCGCAAUCAGCACGUUGAUGGACGUGUCAUACAGAGCAAUUGGUGGUGAAGCUGCUCUAACUCAGGCUGCACACGAGUCUGUUGAGUCCUCGACACGGGGAAGGCUUCUUCUGAAGCAACUCGCCAUGGAGGUGGCUGAAGAUAACAACAGCAAGACAGAAGUCUUAUACGCCCCGCGACACUUGCGGGAGCGGCUCAAACUGUUUAGCAGCGAACGAGCCACUUCACCGGCGCCGGCAGGGACCGACCGUAGGUCCAAAACCCCAAAAAGUGUCUGGACAAACAAUCCUUUGCGGGGGGACUUGGUGUGGUGGAUGAGAAGGAACGGUUUUGCUAGCCAGCUUCCCACAGUGCAUGCAGCGCAGUGGGCAGCACCGCAAAAGCAACAAUGUAGGAGCACUGAUGCCAUCAUGUCAGAAUAUACAGAGCGAGUAGUCGAUCACUUCAAACAGGAACUAGCAACAAACCUCUACAUCACCUCUUGCGGAGAGUGUUUCUUCAACGUGGUAAUUGGAGUGCUUGUUGCACUAAGCGGCUCUUUUGGAAACCUCUCGCCCAGUCGAAGAACAAGUCUCCCAUCCAGAGCAAGCUCAUCCGGGGCGUGUGCGUCAUCACCAUCAACCUGGGGUGUGCUGGAUCCAGCGCUCACAAUGAGUAUGGGAAGUGAAGGAUUAUCAAGAUCUAGUGGACGAAGGGACAAUCGCCAAUCGUCCCAGCAAAGCGCCGCAGACGAAUGUGAUGACCCUUAUAAGUACACGCUUACCGUGUUAAAUGAGACACUGAAGCACCUAUUACAGCAGUCACAUCGUGUAUUGGGCAUUAACGUGUCAUUUUCUUUUAGCCCGAUAAAACCGAACUCUCAAACCUUCAGUCCUUUGAGGGGUCGAAGGAAUAAAUUGCCCUUACUCAAGCGAUAA
Messenger RNA from Trypanosoma brucei brucei TREU927, 3870 nucleotides. RefSeq lists its product as hypothetical. The coding region runs from base 1 to 3870 and encodes 1289 amino acids. The transcript has a single exon. NCBI's taxonomy places the organism in Eukaryota, Euglenozoa, Kinetoplastea, Trypanosomatida, Trypanosomatidae. The record is from RefSeq and is a predicted model, not a curated record.